Messenger RNA from Geosmithia morbida, 1866 nucleotides. RefSeq lists its product as uncharacterized. Gene Ontology annotation, molecular function: sequence-specific DNA binding; DNA-binding transcription factor activity. The transcript is spliced from 3 exons. Gene Ontology annotation, biological process: positive regulation of transcription by RNA polymerase II. Gene Ontology annotation, cellular component: nucleus. Lineage: Eukaryota; Fungi; Ascomycota; Sordariomycetes; Hypocreales; Bionectriaceae. The coding region runs from base 1 to 1866 and encodes 621 amino acids. The record is from RefSeq and is a predicted model, not a curated record.
AUGAACCACGGCGGUGCAAGCGAAAUGUACUAUCCGCCGCACAUGUCCGCCGGCCAGCCCCAACAACCCCAGACCGUCACCUCGGGACCCAUGAGCCACUACUCUCCCGCCCAGCCGCCCCUGCUGCAGCCCGGCCAGGCCUACUCCAACGGCGGCCCUUCGCCCUACGGACAGUAUGGCUACGCCAACGGCAUGACGUCACCCUCAGCCGCCGUACCUCAGACCCAGCCUGUCCUGCCUCUGCCCGGCGUCGGCGUCCAGGCUGGAACGGCACUCCACUACUCGUUUGACACGACCGGCCAGCACCCCCCACCGGGGAUGAAGCCGCGCGUCACCGCCACCUUGUGGGAGGAUGAGGGCAGCCUGUGCUUUCAGGUCGAGGCUCGCGGCAUCUGCGUUGCGCGUCGCGAAGACAAUCACAUGAUCAACGGAACGAAGCUGCUCAACGUUGCUGGUAUGACGAGAGGCCGGAGAGAUGGUAUCCUGAAGAGUGAAAAGGUUCGCCAUGUUGUCAAGAUUGGCCCCAUGCACCUCAAAGGCGUCUGGAUCCCCUACGAGCGGGCCCUUGACUUUGCGAACAAGGAGAAGAUCACCGAGCUCCUGUACCCUCUGUUUGUCCACAACAUCGGUGCCCUCCUCUACCAUCCCACCAACCAGAGCCGCACGUCGCAGGUCAUGGCCGCUGCUGAGCGUAGGAAGCAGGAGCAGGGCCAGCAGAUGCGCACACCUCCCGCCGGCCUCCCCUCGAUCCAACACCAGCCUCAUCCUCUGGGCCUGCCUGGAUCCCAGCCGUCGCUCGCCUCCAACAGCAUCGGCCGCCCCCCGCUCGACCGCGCCGCCAGCUUCCCCACGCCUCCGGCCACCGGCGCUUCCGGUGUCAUGCCCAACAUGCCGAGCAACGAGGGCUUCAACUGGCAGGGUCAGAGCAUGAACGGCACCCCUCAGCCGAGCAACCCCAUCGCCAUGGACGUCAACCUCGGCCACGCCCGCUCCAUGCCUACGACGCCCACGACAACCCCUCCCGGCGCCAUGCAGCCGUACCCCUCGGCCACCCAGGGCUACGACAACUCGAGGCACAUGUACAGCGCGCCCGCCCCUCACCAGUCUCCCUAUGCGUCCGCCUCGUCCAACGGCGACCGUAUGUACGGACAGCACAACCCGUACCCCAAGCACGACAUGGGACCCCCUCCCUCGAGCCGUCCCGCCGGCUCCGCCCCUCCCAGCGAGCACGACCCCAAGGCCCCAAACGGCCUCUUGGGAUCUGACCAUGCCCACCAGCACCCGCAGGCCGCCGACGAGGACGGCGAGCAGGAGCACGACGCCGAGUACACGCACGACAGCGGCGCGUACGACAGCAGCCGACCCUACAGCUACACAGCCCCCGGCGUCGGCGCCCUCACCGGCGACGCCGCCAACGUCGACCCCGGCAUGACGGCCUCGCCCAGCCACGCUCCCGCCUCUGGCGGCCGUGCCACCCCCCGCACACAGCCCUACUACCCGCACACGUCGGCCUACGGUGCCUCGCCCCGCGUCCAGCAGCCUUCCGCCUACUAUAACGGUGUCGGGAGCGACCGCCCCGUGACGAACGGAGCGGCCGGUGGUGACGUUUACGGCCAGCACACCGACAUGAGCGGUGGUCUUGCCAACGGUUACGCCCCCCAGCCACCGCUGUCCAACGGCUCGGUCAGUUCCGGGAUCAAGAGGGGCCGUGACGGCGACGACGAGCUCCCCCGCCCGAUGGGAGAGCUCCCCGGAAUGGGAGACAUCAAGCGCCGCAAGACGGUCGACUCGAUGCCCGCGCCGCCCUUUGACUCUAUGGGCGGACGCCCGGCCCCCCCGAUCGGAGGCGGUGAGCCUAGGCGAUGA